AUCACAGUCUUUUUAACGUCAAGUAUGCAUUAAGUAACUUGCAAUCUAACUCGUGUCUCUGAAAUGUCUGAAGGCGCUUAUUAUUGCCUUAUGUGUGAGGAAGAAUAGAAUAGUGUUAAAAGCAUAAUGCGCUGUCAUAGUCUACACUGACAGAACUUCUGAGGCGUGAUGCUUUCUGGUUUUGUCAGUUGAACUGUUUUCCGGUGUGAGUACCUUUGAGCACAGCUUGCUGUUUUCGGUUUUGCUGUGUGGCGUGCGCAGCUUUGAUUAGGUGGUACGAAACAUUCAAAUUCAAAAUUUUAAAAAGCGACUUCCUCUUCUGUCACUCUGGCGAGCUUCUUCACUCUACCAAGGCAGUCAUCACUUGCCUCUCCUGCUGUUACAUCAUGUUUAUCUCUGCGCUUUAGCAUCUCACUUUGGACUUCUCCACAGGGACCCGAUGGCAUCUAGGGGAUUUUGUGCGCUGUUUGACUAGGUUCGCUUGUACUAAUAUUUACUGACGCAUAUUUGAGUAUAAUAGUAAUUAAAAAACCUGGCAGAAGACGAGUUGAAGAUCAGCUGAGGGAGCAAAGAGGACCAGUACUAAGACAUGACCCAGUCCUGGCCUUACCAGCAGCCCCCAGGGGAAGGGGGCACUCAGCAUUUCCUGUACUCACACUCAAAGGAGGGGAAGCAGCCCAGUUCACGACACAGACAUGUGAGGGAUGGUGUCUCUAUGAGGAUGCCCUCACGUCCACUCGUGGCCCCUCAUAAAUCCAUGCUCGCUGAUGACCUAAAACUCAGCAGUGAUGAAGACGACAAGGAUGAGGGAAGUGAGCAAACAACUUCCUGGGCUGAUAAUGACCGCUUGUCAGGCCAGCAGCAGCACCACACAAGCACACAUGUCGGAAGAGUGAGACAUUCUAGCUCAGGGUCUUCAGGAUCAGACCCCUCCAGCGAGUGGGAAAGCAGCAGCCAGCGAUCACGCAGCCCGAGCCCAGGGACGCACAACCGGUGCGGGACACCGACCCAGCAGCGGUCCCUAAAUUGUAGCACAGAGACGGAGAGUCCACCAUCCACGCAGUGGCAGCUGGACAGAUGGCUUGAGAAAGCCCCUAAAAAUCAUCAGUCAACUGACCACGACCCAGGUGGAGGACAGCGACGGAGUGCAAAAUCUGACUGUGGCCGAGGACCAUCACCUGGAAGAUACUGGAGCAGAGACCCUGAGUCCAGACAAGAUUAUAGUCCAUGUGAAAGUCCGGUCCCAAGUCCAAAAUUUGACUACAGCCCCAGAAACAGUCCUCAUCCCAGCCCAGAAUACAGUCCGUGCCCCAGUCCAGGAAUUAGCCUUGUGCCAAGCCCAGUGCCAAGUGUGUGCCCAAGUCCAGGAGACAGCUUCCGAGGGAGUCGAAGUCCCAGCCCUUUACUAUUACACCCUCCCAGAAGCCCCAGUCCAAGUCUCUCAACCGCUGCAGUACCUAGCCAAGGUACAUAUCCUCAGGUACAGCGACCUAAACAGGAAAGUCCCAGGCAUAUUGCACGGCCAAACUCUGCCUCUAAUCCAGCACAUCGUCCCAAAGUAAGGCCAUGGGUGCCUCCGGACCAGAGAAAGGAGUUUAGACCCAAGGACUCUAGAUCCAGAGACUCUCGAUCCAAAGACUCCAGAGCUGGUCCUCCCCAACAACCCCGUCAUUCCGAGCACAGCUCACCAAAAAAGUCACACAAAGAUCUCACACACAAGCUUGAAGCCAAAAACUCUGAAUCCACAAGCAAGCAAAGGUUUAACUCCCCUUCAAACCCCAUUUCAAAGCAUUCAUCGAAGCAAAGACCAAGCCCAAAACCACAAGCCAGGCACUCGUCUACAACUGACCAUAGUAUUGAACAUAAUCACAGAAGCAAUGAACUUACAGGAGUGUCAAUCCACAGUUCACACUCCAAGUCAGGCCAUUCGUCUCAUUUUAAUACUUUAAAGAGUUCUGACCGUGGUCCCUCGUCAAAGUCCAGGGACUCAUCCCAAAGCGAAGUCAACAGUCGAUCUAGUCACAGCUCGAAGACUAAAUCUUUCCCAGAUACAAAGCAGUCCAGCUCUAAACAGACUUCCCAACACAGUUCCAGCCCAAAGCCCAAGGUCAAACUAGGGGACACCCCAGUGUCCAGAACCAGGCAUUCCCAAAAAGUCCCAAAGCCUAGAGAGAGAGAGCGAGAGGUGGACAGCCGAGGUAAGGCCCAGGGAGCAACCCUGGUGCAGACCGGCAGGGAGCAGAGACAAAGAAGACUGGCGGAGGAGCAAGUAAUAAGGCGUCGCUGGGUUCGGAGUUCUGAAGAAGAGGAAGAAGAGGAAGACAGGAGAAACGAGGAAGGGGAAAGAGAGAGGAAACGGAGGAGGAGGAGGGAGCAGGAAGUUGAAUGGAAAGCAGUGCAGCCCAAGCAAAGACCUCACACCAACAGCCAGCAUCACGCUCAGAAGGAAUACAACGGACACAACCUUAAGGAGCAGAGGAGGAAGAAGAGACGGUGGAGCAAUGAGGACAUUUCCUCAGGUCCUCAUGUGACAGACACUAGCCUAUCUCCUCCACUUUCUCCACCUUCCCCUACUCCUGUCAUCAAGCCCAUUCGUCCAUCAUCUUCCUCGUCUUCAUCCUCCUCAUCAUCCUCAUCGUCCUCGUCAUCUUCCUCCGAAUCAGACUCUGAGUUCAGUCCACCACGAAAUGUUGCCAAAGUCCCUGCAGAUUCAACAUCGAACCAAAAAACAGUGUCAAAAAGGAGGCAUGACAAACAGGGUUCAGGCACUGGUCCUCAACCCCACGGGUCAAAUUUAGGCACUCCUGAGACAGACAAACAAGGUCGGGGGAGACACAAACUCUACACACUUGUGCCUUUCGGCCGAACUGAAAAGUCCCCCACCGUUGCACAUCGAGGCCUGAGAAAACUUGUUGUGAGGAUAGACCUCUCGCUUCUGGGUAGAGUCCCCAGUACAGAUGAGAUUACAGAGAGACAGUCCUCAUCUUCAGCUUUGUCAUCGGGAAAGACAAAAGAAAAGACACCGAUGAAACACCAGCACCACUUGGACCAACUGCCUGGAGAUGGCAGAAGUAAAAGAAAAGCUGAAAAUGGAGAUGCUCAAAGAGAGAGUAAGAGAAAUCACUCCCGUGCAGAUAAACUACCAGUGCCAGUGCAUAAUGAGAGUGAGGAAACCCUCAACAAGCAAAAUGGUACUGCCCUUCAGAAGCUACAAGAGAUAACUACAUGUUUCCCAGAAAACAAAAUAAGAUGCCAGGAUGAUUUCUUUUAUUCCAAGAGGCCAGUAUCCCCAUUGUCUCCUCCAUCUGGCAUACUGGAGGUCUCAAAGCCCUCGGUAAAAGCUCAGCAUGCAGAGAAGUACCACGCACCUCCAGAAAAAGACAAAGAUUCAACACAGCAGAAAACACAGGACCAGAAGACGCAGCCCAAAGUAGAGGUGGAGUGUGUCGGAGUGUCAGGACACCUACAGUCUCUUUCUGGAUCACUGGUUUCUCCCUCAAAGCUUCCUCUUCACUACAGAGGGACCGUACCUAUCAGUGAUGUCUCUCAUCAUGCUGAGUACUACAUGCAUGAGGCCAAGAGGUUGAAACAUCGAGCAGACGCUAUGGUGGAUAAGUUAGGAAAAGCUGUGAAUUAUGUGGAUGCUGCUUUGUCCUUCAUGGAGUGUGGUAAAGCCAUGGAAGAGGGACCGCUGGAGUCCAAGUCCCCCCACACCAUGUAUGCUGAAACUGUGGAGCUCAUAAGAUACGCUAUGAGACUAAAGAGUCACGCCGGCCCUGGAGCCAGGCAGGAAGACAAACAACUAGCUGUACUAUGUUUCCGCUGUCUUGCUCUUCUUUAUUGGCAAAUGUUCAGACUUAAAAAGGACAACGCUCUAAAAUACUCCAAAGUCUUGCUGGACUAUUUCAAGGGUUCUCCAAAAGGACCUCACAAACCCCCUCAUUGGAACGGUGCUGGAAAGGGAACUGUACCUCCUGCCUCUAUUUGCUCUGUCAAUAUAAUGGGAUCUCACACAGGCAGCUCACCAAGCAGUGUCAUCAGCAUUCCUCAUCGUAUCCACCAGAUGGCAGCAAAUCACCUCAACAUCACCAACAGUGUCCUGUACAGUUACGAGUACUGGGAGGUAGCUGAUACCCUGGCCAAAGAAAAUAAGGAAUUUUUCAACUAUCUGAACACAUUGACUGGACCCUUGACUCUGCAUAGCAGCAUGGCCCAUAUCGUCCAGUACACCAGGCAAGGGCUGCAGUGGAUCCGGAUCAGUGCUAAUCUGUCAUAAUACCAUGUACAGACAUUCUCAAACUACACAAAUCACUUGUGGAAACAAAGUUCUGAAGCCAAAUUAGCAAAGCAUUGUACAGUUACCUGCAUUCUGGAGUGUGGUUUUGGGUCAAGACUGUUGUUAGGCCCAGACGAUAAUGAAGAAAAUUGUCUGUCAUAGUUUUAUGACAAGUCAUGUGGCAUCAUGUCAUCAGAGGGUAUUAAGGAGCGGACGUACCUGUGUUAUUUCAGUUUACCAAGCAUUAAAUGUCAAAAUAUCAAAGAUUAAUCAUGUUUUCUUUGAUGCAAUCAAGCAAGUCAGAUCAAAAAACCUUGGUCAUUCAAUUCUUAGCACUUCUUAAAAAAUGCUUACUGAAAGUUUUGAAAGGAACCAUUGUCGGCUAAUUCAUCAAAUGCUGCUUUUCCAAAAUGUGCCACAUUUUUAUAAGCAAUUAAUUUAAAAAAGGUUUUAUUUUCUGUAUGAAUUAAACUGCCGUUACAAACCUCUUAACUGGAUUAAAAUGAUGUUUUUUAUGGAGUUUUGCGUCAACUAACUUUCAUCCAAAACUUUUUUUUUUUUAUUUACAUGAGCCUUUCUUAACUUCUUAUGUCAAAAACAGUGCAUGCACAAAGUCUCUAAGAUCUGUGGAUGUGAUUCAUGUUUUUUUUUUCUUUGUGCAAUAAGUCUGAGAUUUUUUACAUUAUGUGUCAUGUAGAUGUUCUGGUGCUGUUUUUCAAUAGCCAGCAUAAAGUCAUGUCAGACUAUGCAAGACUUCUUAUGGCAUUGUGAAGUUGUUGUAAAGUUUAAACUGUAAAAAAAAACAUAAUCAGGACUUUUGUAAAUUAAAGUGUUUUUACAGGA
Messenger RNA from Labeo rohita (rohu), 5119 nucleotides. RefSeq names its product AF4/FMR2 family, member 3 (gene aff3). The transcript has 19 exons. Gene Ontology annotation, cellular component: super elongation complex; nucleus. Lineage: Eukaryota; Metazoa; Chordata; Actinopteri; Cypriniformes; Cyprinidae. The record is from RefSeq and is a predicted model, not a curated record. Gene Ontology annotation, biological process: regulation of gene expression. The coding region runs from base 590 to 4276 and encodes 1228 amino acids.